Messenger RNA from Conger conger (European conger), 1618 nucleotides. It is a transcript of the gene rasd4, whose product is annotated as rasd family member 4. The record is from RefSeq and is a predicted model, not a curated record. Gene Ontology annotation, molecular function: GTP binding; GTPase activity. The transcript has a single exon. Bases 277 to 903 code for a protein of 208 amino acids. Lineage: Eukaryota; Metazoa; Chordata; Actinopteri; Anguilliformes; Congridae.
CCAGAUAAGCAGGAACAUGCAGGCAGAGAGAUCCAGAGCAUCCUACAAGCAAAGAUCAGCUUUACCACAAUCUCUCCAUGCACUUACAUAGUUCACUGCCAUUGGAGCAUUCUACAAGCAAAAGCAAAGAUUCCAGAAGUUAAGAUCCAUCUCGCUUGCACAAAGAGCAGAUCUAAUUCCCCAAAACCUCAGAGGCAAGGUUGCAGCAGACAGAGAGACAAGAGUAACUGGGCAGAGAGACCAGUUUCAGAGCACCCCUGACCGAGGUGAGCGAACAUGUCUCUGCAGGUGAAAGAGAAGACGCACGUGCGUCUUGUGUUUUUGGGGGCCGCUGGCGUGGGCAAAACAGCCCUGAUCCGCCGCUUCUUGCAGGACUCCUUUGAGACCAAGCACCGGCGCACAGUGGAGGAGCUGCAUAGCAAGGAGUACGAGAUCAGCGGCAUCAAGGUGACCAUCGAGAUCAUGGACACCAGCGGCAGCUACUCCUUCCCGGCCAUGAGGAAGCUCUCCAUCCAGAACAGCGACGCCUUCGCCCUGGUAUACGCCAUCGACGACCCAGAGUCCCUGGAGGCAGUCAAGAGCCUGCGAGACGAGAUCCUGGAGGUGAAGGAGGACAAGUUCACGCCCAUCGUGGUGGUGGGGAAUAAGACUGACAGGGAAGGCGAACGGCAGGUGCCCAGCGAUGACGUGCUCUCCACCGUGGAGCUGGACUGGAACAACAGUUUCCUGGAAGCCUCGGCCAAGGAGAACGAGAACGUGGUGGAGCUGUUCCGGGAGCUUCUGCAGCAAGCCAACCUGCCCGUCUGCCUCAGCCCUGCCCUGCGCAGACGCCGGGAGACCUUCCCCAAGGACAACGGCAUCCGGCCGCCCAUGAACAAGACCAACAGCUGCUCUGUCUCCUAAAAUGGAGCGGAGGGCUUAGGGUGGGCGAGGGACAUCGCUCCAUGCUUCACAUAGUGCCACUGUCACACACACACACCUGAGGCGAGAGAGAGAGAGAGAGAGAGAGAGCGAGAGGGAGAGCGAGAGAGACUGACUUCCGUCCACCGAGAUGGUCACAAGAAUUGUGUGCAGGAGAUGGAGCAUGGCUGUGGUUUGGGGGGUGGGGCGGAUGGACAGGUCUGAGCUGUUCAGUGUUGUCAUUUUUUUUUAUGUACUGUGACGAUGCUGAAGUGACACAGCUUAUGGUGUUCAAGUUUAGAUCAAUGUCAAGCUGUGUUGUAUGUGUAUUACUUUUUGCAAUUACAUAGUAUUCACUUUGAAUAAUACUUGAAACUGUUGCAAAUCGUAAAAGUGUUUUAAUUAAACUGAAAACAAAGACAUAUGCUGAUGUGCAUAUUGUGCUGUCUGUACAAAGUUUCUGCUCUGAUUUUAUUCAGCAAUUGGGGAAAUUAAGUUGCACCAGAGCAAAAAGUUUACGAAAAAUGUUUUACUUCAUUUCAGAUUUUCUGGCCUUAAUGUAUUGAACAUGUUAAUGAAAAAGGUUGCAUCGCAAUUUUCACCAGUAAACAUUUGUUUCAAAUGAAUGUUUUAAGAAUUAUGUUUCACAUACUGCGUUGUUAUUUAUUUUUAUUUAAUACUUUUUUAAUUUAAAUAAAUAUAAAUAAUUUACAAAACA